Perkinsus marinus ATCC 50983 is the source of this 286-nucleotide messenger RNA. RefSeq lists its product as hypothetical. Lineage: Eukaryota; Perkinsozoa; Perkinsida; Perkinsidae. The transcript is spliced from 4 exons. The record is from RefSeq and is a predicted model, not a curated record. The annotation marks the transcript as partial. Gene Ontology annotation, molecular function: transferase activity, transferring alkyl or aryl (other than methyl) groups.
AUGCUGGCUGCCUUGUCCAAGUUGGGUGUUGAUGUGAAGUACCUCUCAGAGGGUCCAGAAUCUGGUCUCAAUGUGGAGUUGAGAUGUCCUGGAGGUUCCUUGACGUUAUCGCCUGACACGAGCAAGGCGGGUGUCACCACUGUGUGGGUGGAAAACGCUGGGACUGUUGCGAGGUUUAUCACACCAUUGUUGGGGUAUUUGGUGGCUACUUGUAAGGACCCGUCAGUUGCAGUAGUGGUGGACGGCAAUGAUAGGAUGAGAGUUCGACCAGUUGAAGACUUGGUGA